This is a messenger RNA of Bactrocera oleae (olive fruit fly), 1614 nucleotides long. NCBI's taxonomy places the organism in Eukaryota, Metazoa, Arthropoda, Insecta, Diptera, Tephritidae. The record is from RefSeq and is a predicted model, not a curated record.
UUUACUUUGCAUGUGUACAUAAGUGGAUGUGGGUAUGUAAGAGUAGGCACUUUCAUUACAUUAGAUAUACUCCCAGCAGCGCUAUAAAGUCAACAGUAGUAGUUGAGUAUUCGUGGAAUUGACGCAUAACUAGUUUACUUAGUCCACGUACGACGAAUUUAUAGUUCUAAUAAAGAUAGAAUUGGUCGUAAAUCAGCAAAUCAGUGCAAAACAUGUAUUAUCAAGGGUUUUUCUGGUUCUUAACUUACGCCUACCUACAAAUGGCGCAGAGCACAACGUUGGCGCACUUGAAAACACCACUCAAAAGCCAACACAGCAAUGAGCCGAAGAUAAUCAACGGCACCGAGGCGCAGUGGGACGGUACCAGUUAUCAGAUUUCGCUGCGUUUGACGGCGGGCGAAUGGCUUUUCGGCGCAGGCCACAUCUGCGGCGGUGCGCUGAUCUCACCAAGCGCCGUACUCACCGCAGCACAUUGCAUAUGGAUCGCCGGCUCCAAUCGUUUUCGCAAUGCCAGCGAUUUUUCGGUGGUCAUGGGAAAUUUGAAUCGUUAUCAGCGUGAUAACAAUACUUUGGUGUUUGGUGUGUCGAAGAUCUCGGUGCAUCGCGACUAUAACGCGACCAGCUAUAGGAAUGACGUGGCCGUGCUGCAUUUGGCUGUGCGUGUGCCGAUGAAUUUCACACGCGCUCGUGCAAUAACUUUAAAUCGCGACAUAAAUUUAAAUGCCAGCAACACCGUAUGCCAAGUGUCCGGCUGGGGACGCACCGAAAAUGGCGGUUACGCACCACAGCUGAUGGUGGUCGAUGUGGCCAUUGUGAACCGUACGCAAUGCGCUACCAAUUAUGGUGAAUUGGUGCGCGAUGGCAUGAUUUGUGCCGGCUAUAUGGAGGGUGGUCGUGAUGCUUGCGUUGGUGACUCCGGCGGUCCGUUGGUGUGUGGCGAUCAGCUGGCGGGCGUGGUGUCGUUUGGUGUGGGCUGCGCGCAGCCGGGCUUUCCGGGCGUUUACACGGACGUGGCCAGCUAUGUGCCGUGGAUAAACAAUGCGACGAAGGCUUUUGAAGAUGCUGCCGGCUUCAGCGAUGAUGGAUUGGGCAAUAGCGGUGUUGUGGCCGAAGGCGACGUUAUUGAUGAUAAUGUCUCUAAUAAUGGUACAGUUAGCAAUAAUGGCGUCGGCAUGAUAAGUUGUGCGCCCGCGCUGAUUUUUGUCUUCUGCACGCUACACAUGCGGGUCUGAUAAGCGUUUUUGUUGGGAAAUGAGUAACGAAUUUAUGUUUUAUCAAUUUUGAGUGUGGGUGUGUGUUUGGGCAAACGUGUACGCACAUGUAUGUAUGUAUAUAUUGUUUUUGCAAUUGAUAUGCCAUUGUUUAUUCUUCUAUAAAUUUGUACAAUUUGAUUUCUUUUUCAAAUUGCCAAGAUAAUAAAGUCAACGUCAGAGCGUAAAAUAUCACAGACACAAACCGACAUGCCAUACACACACGCACUUAUAUGUAUAUAAAUAUAUCUAAAUAUAAUAGAUAUCACAGUUAUUUUGACGAGCCUUAUACCAUAUCAAGUUAAGAGCUAGUCCAUAGAAAUAUAUAUUUAUGCUUUCGCAUAUAUUGCAGAUGAUCACAAUA